Aspergillus heteromorphus CBS 117.55 is the source of this 1568-nucleotide messenger RNA. RefSeq lists its product as uncharacterized. The coding region runs from base 120 to 1430 and encodes 436 amino acids. The record is from RefSeq and is a predicted model, not a curated record. NCBI's taxonomy places the organism in Eukaryota, Fungi, Ascomycota, Eurotiomycetes, Eurotiales, Aspergillaceae. The transcript has 2 exons.
CGCGACUCCCAGCCCCCUCCCUUUCCUUCUUUCUCCUUGGACCGGCUUGAGAUGUGACUUGCAGCCCAUCGCGAUCCGCUUGAGUCUAUGCGCCACGUCUAGUAAUACCACUGAUCGCGAUGUCCUUCCCUUACUCCCAGGAUGCUCGCCGUCGGCGGGUCGGGGCCGGAACCGGCUUCAGCUCCUCCGGCAGGCGGACCGUCCUGGGAUACUGGGUGCCUCUUGCCGUGACAGUCGGCGUCGCAACGGUCGGGAUUGCCGCCUGGAUCUGGAGCGAACGCAGCGAGGACGAUGAUGAUAACAACCGCGAUGCCCCCCGAGACGAUGAAGGGUUCCCCGCGCCGGGCCCCGAUGCGGAGGGCUACCCUCGCGGCGAGUUCGAGGACGAUUAUGGUCGAGCAACAGGGACCGAUAUCCAUGGCGACCACCCGGACGAUGUCAGCAUGAUGGCGCGCAUGCAGGGAGCUCUACGCCGGACACCAAGUCCCCAACAGAUCUUCGACGGCGCCAGCAAGAGGGUCGCUGCGGGCAUGGCGGCUGCGGGAGCUUUCGUGGGCGGUGCGCUGACAUCGAUCCGGGAGGAAGAUAGGGGAGACUUCGAGGAUCACUCGCGCUGGUCAGAGGAGGUGGCAUCCAGAGCCCAGCGGGCAGAGCAGUCGACCGCCGUGCCGCCAACGAUGACCGGGGCACUGCCCACUCGCGACAUUGUCGGUGGCCCGAUUCCGUCUAACAAGAAGAAGACUGUCGCAAUCGUUGUCUCAUCACAGUCCCUGCAUGUCGACCCCGAGGAGUUUGUUUCUCAGCAUGUGUCUAUUCUAUCCCAUCUCCCCGAACACGUCAACAUGGAUACCACCAGAGUCUUUAUCAUGAUCUACGCGCCGGGUCUGAAACACGCUCCCAACCAAGGUGGCACCUCUCAAUCCACCUUAUCCGUUACCUCAUCCUACUCCAACAUUGCUCCCGAAGAAGCUACGGCUUCUGGAGAGUUGCCUGGAAGAGACUCACCUACGGAAUCUCGUCAGAUCGAUGAACCUGAGGGCGCAACGCCGCGGUUCAAGACAUUGUAUACUCAGGCUCAGGCGAUCGUAGAGAAGGAGAAUACGAUCAUGCCAUUCAGCACCGCCACAGGAUACGUGCAUCUUGUGCGUCACAUCUCUCCAGACACCGUCUACGUCCAAGAAUCCAUGGCGGGGCGUGAGGGAGAGGCCGUCCAACACAUCGCGGGAUGGGUCCGACAGGUGGUGGUGGUGGUCGGAGACGAAGGCGGUCGGGGUGGUUUGAUAGAUAGUGACGAUGAGUCGGCUCUCGCCGACAAAGGCGAGAAGUGGUGGCAGAAGGAGGGCACGACCGGCAUAGGUAAACGCAUUGAUGUGGUCGACGUGCACCGGGUUGGCGAUGACUGGCGACGGAGGGUGUCAGGACUUGACUAGGGAGCCUCCAGCUGUGUGGUGGCAUCUCUCUCCUCUCUAUGCUUUCUCUUUGACCUCUUCCGGGCCUCACGGGCCCCUUGAUGAUUAUUCUAUGUUUGAUUCCCCUGCAUUUAUGACGCGUGAUGUUUGAUGUUUUUU